This is a messenger RNA of Aquila chrysaetos chrysaetos, 5048 nucleotides long. RefSeq names its product G protein signaling modulator 1 (gene GPSM1). The record is from RefSeq and is a predicted model, not a curated record. The transcript has 15 exons. Gene Ontology annotation, molecular function: protein binding; GTPase regulator activity. Lineage: Eukaryota; Metazoa; Chordata; Aves; Accipitriformes; Accipitridae. Bases 761 to 2950 code for a protein of 729 amino acids.
ACUUAAUACCUGGGGGAUAGAAGGCUGUGUCUUCUCAGAUGGGGAUGGUUUGGAGCCCAUUUAAAUGGGCAGGGAUGUGCUCUGUGGGAUCCGCUUUCUCUUGCUUUUCCCCUGUCGGAGAACUGCUCAGAUCAUUUCUGGAACUUGCAAAGCUUCCCAGAUGGCAGACGGAUGAGGCCUCUUUGGAGCCUGUCAAACACUAAUGAGUGCUUCUGCCCAAAGGUGACCCUCUUUUGGAGGAACCCUGAGCUCCUCACCUGUCAAGGAGAGGUUCAUAGCAGCAGAAGUCCUGCUCUUGGAGCCAACAGGCACUGACAGGAAUAGCUGAUGCGACCACAGAGGCAAAGUGCUUUGGGAAGAGACCGGUUCAGAAAGGAGGGAGCUGCUUGCCUCUGACCAUCUCGUGGACUCUUCUAGGGCCCUUUUUCUUUGGGCAGUGCUGAAAAUAUGUGAGUGAACCAAGACACUCUCUUGUUCUGGGAUUUCAGCUGUGAACUCGCCUAUCUGCUACCUGAAACCAAGUGGACGAAGGAUAUUGUAUUUCUUGGAGGAAAGAAGACCUUACUUUCUCUAGGUCUCUGGAAACAAAAGCAAUGCUCCUUUCCCCUUCCCUUUCAAGGGCAGCAUAUGGAAAGAAAAAGAAGGAUCCCAGAUAAACACAAUUCAAGAUUCCAGCAACUUAACAGUAAUGUUGCCCAUGCAGAUGGAGUGAAAACUGGAGAGCAGUUGAAAACUGAACAGCAGUGCACGUUGUACAGACAUGAAGAUGCCAUCAGCAUCUUCAAAACCCUGGGUCCUGCCUGUGAACUUAACAGAGAGACCUGUCUGCAAAGUUGUUCCAAGUAGACCUCAGCUCCGCUGCUUUCUUCUGCCAGUGGGCUUGGAGCUUUGGGUUUAUGUUCAGAAAAUGCGCAACCUGCGGAAGAAGAGAAUGGAGGCAUCCUGCCUGGAACUGGCCCUGGAAGGAGAGCGCUUGUGCAAGGCUGGGGACUUCAAAGCUGGGGCAGCCUUCUUCGAAGCAGCGGUGCAGGUGGGGACAGAGGACCUGAAGACUCUCAGUGCCAUCUACAGUCAGCUGGGCAAUGCCUAUUUCUACCUAAAGGAGUACUCCAAGGCCUUGGAGUACCAUAAACACGACCUUACCCUGGCCAGAACCAUCGGGGACCGCAUUGGAGAAGCCAAGGCAAGUGGCAACCUUGGGAAUACAUUGAAAAUACUUGGGCAGUUUGAUGAAGCUGUCGUUUGUUGCCAGAGACACUUGGACAUUUCUCAGGAGCAGGGAGACAAGGUAGGUGAAGCCAGAGCACUGUAUAAUAUAGGAAAUGUUUACCAUGCAAAGGGAAAGCACUUAUCUUGGAGCAUGGCCCAAGACCCAGGCUACCUGCCUCAAGAAGUCAAGGAGACGCUACAGAAAGCUUCAGAAUAUUAUGAGAGGAACCUGUCCCUGGUGAAGGAGCUGGGGGACAGAGCUGCACAGGGCCGUGCUUAUGGCAACCUCGGCAACACCCAGUACUUACUCGGCAACUUCAGUGAAGCUAUAGCCUUCCACAAGGAGCGCCUUGCUAUUGCUAAGGAGUUUGGGGACAAGGCAGCCGAGCGGAGAGCGUACAGCAACCUGGGCAAUGCGCACAUCUUCCUUGGGAGGUUUGACAUCUCUGCUGAGUACUACAAGAAAACACUCCAGCUCUCCAGACAACUCAAAGACCAAGCAGUAGAAGCCCAGGCUUGCUACAGUCUUGGAAACACAUACACGCUGCUUCAAGACUAUGAAAGAGCAAUCGAGUACCAUCUGAAACACCUGGUGAUAGCACAGGAGCUGGGAGACAGGGUGGGAGAAGGAAGAGCCUGCUGGAGUCUCGGAAAUGCCUACGUCUCCCUGGGGAGCCAUGAACAAGCUUUGCACUUUGCAAGGAAACAUCUUGAAAUCUCCCAAGAGAUUGGGGACCGGAAUGGUGAGCUGACAGCACAGGUGAACAUGGCCCAGCUCAAGUCAGCCCUCGGCUUGGGCCCCGGGGAUGAGGACAUGGGUACAGCUCAUCACUAUUCUGGGUAUGAAGCACAAGGAGCCAGGCCAAAGAGACUCCAAAGGAACAGCAUGGACAGCUUAGACCUCCUGAAGUUCCCUUCUGAAAAGGACCAGAAUGGGGACAGCCAUCACAUGGGAGACCUGAAGAUCUCUGGAAAAGAGUUCUUGUCAUUACCUGCAAGGUCAAAGAAAUACCGGGAGCACCAAUCCAGUUCAGAGAGAAAGUCCCAGGGGUCAAGUACAUCACCACUGGAUACCAGUGAAGUUCGAGUCCAGGUGUCACAGUCGGACUGUUGCUCAGCCCCGUUAGGGGAUGCCCUGGCUCUCGGGAAGCCUCCUGACCAUCCUGGAUGUGCCAAGCCCUGGAAAAUCAACCGGACCCCUUCGGAUGAGGAAUGCUUCUUUGACCUGUUGAGCAAGUUCCAGAGCAACCGGAUGGAUGAUCAGCGCUGCCCGUUGGAAGAAUGCCCAUCGGAGGCUGCAGAGGCAGCUGCCACACCGGUCCCUGCCCUGGAAGAACGGAUAUCACAGUCCUCCUUAAUGGCGUCUCCACAGACGGAGGAGUUCUUCGACCUCAUCGCCAGCUCCCAGAGCAGGCGGCUGGAUGACCAGCGUGCCAACGUGGGCAACCUGCCAGGCCUCCGGAUAACACACAACAACCUGGGGCACCUGCGUGUGGAGGGGGAUGCCCAGGAGCCCGGGGACGAGUUCUUCAACAUGCUGAUGAAGUGUCAGUCCUCCAGGAUAGAUGACCAACGCUGUGCACCGCCGGACUCCAUCCCCCGUGGCCCCACCAUGCCGGACGAAGACUUUUUCAGCCUCAUCCAGCGUGUCCAGGCCAAACGCAUGGAUGAGCAGCGGGUAGAUUUGGCCUCAGCCCAGGAGGAGGCAGCAGAGGAGCAGCAGAGGCCUGGUUCCAGCUAAGAACUGGGGUUUGGCUUGGGGGGGUUGUUUUGGUUUCAUUUUGUUUUUUAAAAAGGAAAAAAAAAGUGUAGGUGGUUUCAAACCCGAGCGCUCCUGCGCUACCAGAGACUUCUGUCAGGAGCCGCCCCAGGGACAUGGGAAGCCAUACCUCCGUUGUGUUGCACCUGGCUGCUCUGCAGAGGCAGUGCUACAGGAAGGCCCAUCAGAUGGGGGACGGUUUUUAAACAAGGGGUUUUUUAGGACACACGGCCACUGUAACACUGGGCACAGCACGAGGGAAGAAGACUUUGGCAGCCCCUUUGCUUAUCACCUAAAAAUCCACGAACUUGUGCUGUCGGCCAGAAGAGGAGCCCAGAGUGGGUAGUUAACUCCAGCCUUGAUGUCUUUUAUUUCCACACUUUUAAUUUAAUGGGGGAAGGGAAGAGCAUCUUUUCCAUUUUGAAGUCCUCCUGUUUUGCCCGCAUCAUGAGGUGACACAAAUUGCUCUGGAUCCUUCCGUGGAACAUCUUGCUCAGCUUUGUUCUUUCUAUGAGAGGAAAUGAGCCCAAGUCAGAGGUCACACCAGUGCUUUUAAACCUCAGCCCCACCCCAGCUGCAGUCGUGGUCCCACACACCUUAAUGUUUAUUUUAGGUUUGCCGAGGACUAUGCAGUGAGCCCUGUGACACCCCCUCUGCUUCCCCAGCCGCAGUCCCAUGCAGAGCUGUACCAGGACCUCCCGAGCAGGAGCAAAGCCUUGCUUGCCCUGAGCUUUAGUGGGAUUUGGUUACCUCUAGAGAACAGCCGUGCAGCAAAGCCCAGCUUCAGCCUGGGACAAAGCCUGAAAGGUAACCGCCAGCCGUGCAGCCCAAACUGCAGGCCCGAGACAGGGGCCUGUGCCCGGGAAGGGAGGAAGGAGGUCUCUGCUCGUCUGUUCAGCACAAGGCAAACGCGGGCAACUCAUCACUUCUGGUGCCACUGAGCCAGAAGUCUCACGCAGGAUUGUCCUGCGUGCCAGGUGAGCGUGCCCGAGGCAGAAGCUGGCGUUCGGCAAUGAUCCGCUUCGAGAGCCAGCAAAGUUUUCUGGCCAUGGCUUGUCAGGAGAGCGAAGCAGAACCAUCCCCUCCUCCCUUUUGUGUCCCAACAGCAGUCAGGAAUAAUAGCCCUUCCCUUCCCUUGUUUCUUCCCAAACCAGUGCUGAGCUUCUCUCAGGCCCUGCAGGCCCCAGCAGAGCUGCUCCCGGCAAGGCACUCCAUUUCUGCCCAAUCUGUCUCUAAUAAAUGGAGCCUCUCGAGGGCUCCAGACUGGGGUGUUGGCUGGGAAGUCAGUUCCACCCCACACAGAGGCGCAAGAGCCUACAUUUGCUUUCACUCCUUCCCCUUUUGGAACAGUUGGAAAAGCAAGCCCAGGGAGCAGAAAUCUAACUUCAGGAGGUGGAGUCUUUUUUCUUUCCUUGACUAGAUAGGCUAUCUUGGACUUCAGAAACUCCAGUAAUGAGUUCUGCCAAAGCAGGUAUGUUCCUAUAGAGAACAAAUCAGCACUUUCUAUUUGAAAUGCAUUUGAUGGAAACAUUUCCAACCAGCAGUAAGAUUUUUAGACCAGUGAUGCUGCUCAUCGGGCAUUUAACCUGCCUGCACUGACCAUGCGGAGGGGUAGCUGCAUUUUACCUGCUACCAGGGAGCACUCACCUGCUACGCUGCUGCAUGGAUCGCUUGGCCGAGGCUCGGCCUCCUUCCUGGGGCUGGUCAGAGCUCUGGAGAAGGGAUAGGAGGACCUGCCCAGCCACCUACGUACUGACCCAGCUCGCAUUUGUAAAGAGGAGGAAAACAUUGAAAAUGACUUGAUCAGCUGCAGGCUUGGGCCUGUGCAGCUCUCAGCCAGGUGGUGAACUGGAAUCUGACCAUUAAGCUUUCAGAGAUGUUAAUUAUUUGCCAUAUACUUGAAUGUAUGAGCUUAUUUAUUUUUUACAUGUGCAUUUGCUAAUGUCAUUUUAAUGGGGAAUUUCCAACCCACAGGUACUUUUUUUUCUAAAAAAUAAUCUGCCAAAUGAAUUAAUAUAUUAGAAAUGAAUACAGCUCAAGGGGAAGGGGGGGUUUGUGCUUAAUAAAUAUUUGUGUCUAA